AGGGGAAAGCACUUUGCACCAUAGGCAGUUCGCUAGAGAGAGGGCGAGAGGAGGAAGGCAGGAACAGAGAGAGGCGGAGGGAAGGGGGGGGAGAAAGGGAAAGAGAAGGAGGGAGGAAGGAACAGAAAGUUUGUGUAUAUAAACCUUUUUUCAAAAAAGGAUUGUUGCACCUGGUAGCUAGCUUUACUGACUCAGAACUGAAAGGUCUGUUCACUGCUUAAACAGCUGAGAAACAAUGGGAUAGUGCAGGAAAGUUAACAAUUAACAAUCUCAGUUUAAAUUUUGUAACUGCAGGGAACUGGGACCACAGCUGCCUCUCUCUUCAACAAAAUCAGGUCUCCUGGUUAAGGGAAAAAUUUUUGUUAACAUCUUAGUUUCUAAAAAAUAAGCAGCUCCGCGUUCAAUGAGUAUCAUACAGUAAUGGUUGUAACCAGCCUGCUCCUGUUUAACCAUCUCUGCUCAUUUUAAAGAGAGAGGCUGAGAGAGGGGUAACGAGGCUUUUGAAAUGCUCUUUACUUUACUUUUUUAAAUGAGGGUACAGGGCGAAAAAGGGACCUGAAAGCAUCCGGCUGAAGAGAAGCGGCAAGGAAGAUGGGUCUGCUAAGUGUGGAUUUGCUAAUCACGCUUCAGAUCUUGCCGGUCUUUUUCUCCAAUUGCCUCUUCCUUGCGCUGUAUGACUCUGUGAUCCUCCUGAAGCACAUGGUGCUGUUUCUGAGCCGGUCAAAGUCCGGACGCGGUGAGUGGCGGAGGAUGCUGACCUCGGAGGGGCUGCGUUGCGUCUGGAACAGCUUCCUGCUGGACGCCUACAAGCAGGUCAAACUGGGAGGAGAAGCUCCAAACUCCAGUGUAAUCCACAUAGCCAAGGGCAGUGAUGGGAGCAGUAGCAGCUGGAAGAAUGUUGGUGGCAAGUGUGGAACCAAAUGCCACCUUCUGGAUUUUGCCAACUCAGAGCGGCCACUGGUGGUCAACUUCGGUUCGGCUACCUGACCACCGUUCACAAGCCAGCUGUCAGCCUUCAGCAAGAUGGUGGAGGAGUUCUCUGGUGUGGCUGACUUUCUGUUGGUCUACAUUGAUGAGGCUCAUCCUUCAGAUGGCUGGGCUGCCCCUGGUAUCUCUCCUUCUUCAUUUGAAGUUAAGAAACACAGGAACCAGGAAGACCGAUGUGCAGCUGCUCACCAGCUCCUAGAGCACUUUUCCUUGCCACCUCAGUGCCAGGUGGUGGCUGACUGCAUGGACAACAAUGCCAAUGUGGCCUAUGGGGUUUCAUUUGAGCGAAUAUGCAUUGUGCAGAGACAAAAAAUUGCCUACCUUGGAGGCAAAGGCCCCUUUUUCUACAAUCUGCAGGAGGUUCGGCUUUGGCUGGAACAAAACUUUAGCAAAAGAUGAAAUCCAUUCUCUACAAAAGCUAUGUUAACAGUUGUAUCUCUUUAAGGUGAUAUAAAAGGGAAAAAAAAGAAAACAUACGUUGGUUUGAAUAAGGCUUUUCAGAUGGUUGCAGGAGAACACAUUUGAUAACAAGGUCAAAUGAACAUUAACUACAAAACUAAAAUAAACCAAAAAACUAAUGCCACAUAAAUACUAUUGUACGAAAAAAAACCAAUCCCACUCCUGCACUCGCUACGCGACAGAAGAGGUGAAGUGACAUCUGUGAAAAGGUGCUGUUGGCGAGCAGGAAGAGUGACAAGACGUGUCUCCCAAGCAACCCUGUCAUGAAGUGUUGGCCCUGGGGUAAGCCAGAAGCAUUGUUGCUUGGAAGGCAAUCCAUAGAAAGGCAAUGCCUUGCCUUUGAACAGAAAAGCUGCUUUACCCUGCUGUGGCCAAUGCAAGAGACCUGGGAGGAGCCAAGGGCUUGCAAUUACUUCUCAUAGAAAUGCAGGGGAGUGCUGCAAUUGCCCUGUCUCAAAAGAGAUUUUAUAAUUCAGAGACUAUAGGGACCACCAUGCAAUGCAUCAUGCAGGCAGACUGGCAGCUCAGAUCAAUAUGAAACAUUGCGUGCUGGUAUUUGUAUUCUCUACAGAUGUCUCCGCACAGCAUAUGGACUCUGUAAUUCCAUCUGUAUGUUUGUAUCCACUAUGCAGGCCUGUGCCUGCUGAGGAAGAUGUUAAAAUCUAUGGAGUUGGACUGAACAGACAAAGGUGAUCAAAUAAGGCCAUUAAAAUUCGAAAACUAUAAAACCUGGACUAUUUGUAACAAAAUAGCAAGAACCAUGUAGAUUUUGCAUCAUGAGAUAAAACUCAGCUGAUGCCAACCAUCUCUUGGUUCUCAGAGCUGACAACACACAUCUAUCAAUAUUCUCUGGUUCUCUCCUCUGUUUCUUUACCUGCCUUGGUCUCUUUCUGUCUAGCUUAAAGAUAAUUUCACUUUUAGCUUCUUAAAAAAAUAACUUAUUCUCUUGUAUUUUUAUUUGAGAUAAUAUCCUUACAGAUGUAUUUGAGGGAUGGGGCAACUUAUACACAACUUUACCUCAUUGAAAUGGAAACCUGUCCUUGUUAUUUACCCUGUUAAAUGUAGUCAUACUUAUUUUUGCUAUCUCAGAUACCUGCAACUAGUUUAUAGCUGAGUUUGUUGGGAUAUUAGGUUGUUGGAAGCCUCAUAACUGAUUAGCUGCAGUUCUGCUCUCAGAAGAGGUAACAAUCUGUUUGUUUCACUCACGUUCUCAAAAUCCUUCCCAGAGAAACAGGGAGGACAAGGUGUGAAUUAAUGUGAAUAAAUUUAAAAGACGGCAGAAUUUUCAUAUGAGUGGGUCUGAUGAAUCAUUUAUUAUGUUUAAAGAGAGACUGUCAACUUAGAGUAUAUGUAUAAAUUUUUGGUAUAUCUUAAAUUAAAAUUAUUUAAUCAAGCAUGAUGAAAAGGCAAGUUUACAAUGAGCUAACCCAUCAGAGCUGAUAGAUGAAAACCCAUAAGGAGACUGACUAUCCAAGUUUUCUCUCAAUAUUGGCAGAAACAAGAAAUAGAUAAACAGGAUAAGAGGCAAAGAUCAAAUUAGUACCUUUAAUUUCUUAUCCUGCUAAUUGUCAGGAAGGUGAUGUCUUAAUAAAAACACAAGAAAGAAUGGGAAAAACAUAUAUAAAUAUUUUCAUUUUCACAGUGUCCCCUUUCAUACUGUGUAUUUCUUCUCCCUUGGCCAACUCCCUUGGUCAACUUAGCCAAUGUACAAGGCAUUUGGAAAUGUGUUUUCAAGCACCUUUCUGAAAUAAUAACAGUAAUGUGAAUGUUUUCUUCCAUAUCUGGGUUCAUACUUCCCUUCCUUCUCACAUCUUCCUCCCCACACUGUUAAAUGUAUACACACACACACGGUUUGGUAAUAUAUAUCAGAGAAGAGUGUGAAAAAUGGUCAUCAUACCUUCUGAUGAGCCCUGCUUCUCAGAAUUCAUGUGUCUGUGUGUAUGUGUAUCUAUGUAUGCCUUAAUGUAUGCUUAUAUAUGUAUAUCACAUAUUUUUAAUGUAUGUAUAUACAUAUUCAUUCACACAGAAUCAGUGUCUAAACCAAUACUAAUAAUUAUUCUUUCCCCCCAUUCGUUGAUGUUACUGUAUCUCAUUGCUCAGUGUGGAAGAUUGUUAUACACAUUCAUGAGUAACUGGGACAUAAUAUUCAAUUUUUAAACCUAAUAACAGAGAAACAGCAAUGCAGCCAAACUACAUGUUUUAUUUAAUCCAGUGUCCUACAUAUGACUGUAUCAGAUGCUUCAGGGGAAGGUGCAAUAAUUUCUUCUGGAAUUUUCAUCAGUUUCAGCCCUUAUUAUUUUUUGUCUUGUCUAAUGUGAUUGUUGAUGUCUCAUCAUCCCUAUGAGAAACUGAUCUUGAGUUUUGAGAUCUAACCAUUUCUUUAGGUAAGAAAUCCUAAAAUAAAAUAAAAAACCCCAUCAUGUUUAAGAGCAAAGGAAAACAAAUAAACCUAGAUUUCUUUCCCCAGGUUUAAAUUGGCUGUUUUUCAAUACCAUUCUCCUCUCUUGCUCUUGUACAUUAAAACUGUAUAAACAGGAGCAAUCCCGAUUUUUCUUCUGUAUGGCAAUGAUUUGAUACAAAAAUUUACAUACCUUUUGUAUGUUUCUUAAGCCAAACAAUAAUUCCCAUUCUUAUACAGCUCUGUAUUCUUUGCCUGUCUCUGAAUCACUUCUGGUUUUGCUACAGUGUCCUUUUACUCAUCUGAGUAAAGCUGUAGAUUUUACUCUGAGUGCAAAUAUGUAUUGAUAUACUCAGCACAACAUCUCUUCUUUAUUAUAGCCUAUUGUUGAGUCAUCUGAAACUCUAUCAAUCCAUAGUAACUCCAUAGCCUUUUUAAAACUUAAAAUACUAAGGCUUUUAUUUCUUUCUUCUUCUCCCCAUGAUACAGUUGAAGUCUGAACUGUUUAUCCAGGAAAUGCUAGCCAAAUGUUUAGCACAGCUGUUGAAACAUACCUUUAGCUCAGAAGAGUCUGAGUUAGUCAUUCAGUUAGUUAAUACCCCUUUGUAUAUCUAAAGUUACAGUUAUUUUUAAAGUCUAUUUUCUCCUUAUGAAUGUCCAUUAUUUUGUCUUGUUAUUCCUAGAUGCCUGUUCAUCACAUAGUGUAAAGGAAUUAUAAAAUUGGCUCCUGUAAAUGGGAAAUCCGCAAGGAUUUUCCACAAGAAGAAAAACACAAUAGCUUAAUUUCUUUCUUGGCAACAGGAAUGCAUUACCCUGCCUAAAGCUUAAAGAUAGUUCAGUCUCAGUGAUCAUCAAGACAGAAAUGCAUUUUGCAAAUCCUUGAAUUUCCUCUGAAAAUUUGUGGUCAGAAAGAAGGGCAAGUGUUGGACAGAGAAAUGGACUUAGAGGAAAGAAUCUCUUUUGUGAGUUAUAAAAAUGCAAGCUCUUAAUUUCUAUUUUUAUCUUUUUGUUGACAGAAUUAAAACAUUUUAUAGAAAAAGUUAUAAAUUAAACUUCAGACACAUAUGUAGAAGUGGACAUACGUCAGAUGUCUAAAAUUAUUGUCACAGUGGGUUGUUUUGAGUCCAGGAAUAAAUUUUGCUACUGUGCUAGCAUUAUACUUCACAAUUAGGUUCUGCUGUGAGGUUGGAUUUGGUUUUGUCACUUAUUACUGUUUGAAGGCUCUAGACCAUGUUAUUUGAGGUGCUUCAGUGUGACAUACAUAUUUUGGAAUAGGUCACAAAAUAGGUGCCUGAAAGUAUUCUGGAAGGCUACUGUAUAUAAUAGAGACCUCAGUGCUGUGUCUCAACAUUAGUAUGGGAAACUUCCAGUACUUUUUCAUUUUCGACAAGGCAAAAAGCUAAUCUAGGCUAUAAUUCUACAUUGUUCUGUGCUUAGCAUACUUAUAUAGCGCUGUACAAAACUAAUGUAAAACAUUUUGUACAGGUGAAAAUAAUAGCAUUUUGCUCUUAGUUGUGUAGACAAUGACAUAAAUUUAAGGCAGCAGGAAAGCGUGUCCUGUCUAUUAAAAAGAAAGGAAGAAAUAUGUUAAAAAAAGAUAUUGUUGAACAACUGUCUGAACAUUUUGGCGAAAAGUAAUUAAUUUUUAUGAAGGUGAUCUUGAUGGGGAAACCCACAAAACUUCUCAAAAAGGUAUCAGUACUAUGUGUGUGGGGGGAGGGAGGUCAUGUUUCUGUAUGUGUGCAAGUGGCUUUUCUGUGAUGUGGAGUGUAGGUUUAAGAGUUUUUUAAGACUCUCAUUCAGUACUAUAACCAAAGCAAUAAAAGGUAUCAGGUAGGGAAUAUUGGCCAGUUUUGUUCAACUCUACACCAUGUCUGUGCCAGAUCUGUAUUCAGUGACCUUUGAGCCCAAUUUGGAGGUUUCAGAGAAGAGAGACUGGGGUGAAACAACGAAGGCUUGUGUGCUUAUGAAGAUCGCUAACAAAAGAGUAAUUAACUCAGUUGGCGUUCAGAUGCCCUCACACUGGCAUUCCUCUGUGCACCUUAGUGUUUCUGGUUUUGAAAACAGGGUCUCUUUGGGACUGUUGAUAAGAUUGUUGUGGUGUAGAUGCCUGUGUGUACUGACUAUGUGUGUGUCAUUGUUUAAAUGUCAAAAAUACACUUUGUAGGAGAGCCAGCAAAAUUUUCUUACAAUAUGGUGCUCCAUGAAUGUGCUUUCUAGAUUUGUUUUUCUUGUAUUAUAAUAAA
Calypte anna (Anna's hummingbird) is the source of this 6090-nucleotide messenger RNA. RefSeq names its product iodothyronine deiodinase 2 (gene DIO2). The record is from RefSeq and is a predicted model, not a curated record. Lineage: Eukaryota; Metazoa; Chordata; Aves; Apodiformes; Trochilidae. The transcript is spliced from 2 exons. Gene Ontology annotation, molecular function: thyroxine 5'-deiodinase activity.